Drosophila busckii is the source of this 2011-nucleotide messenger RNA. RefSeq names its product equilibrative nucleoside transporter 1 (gene Ent2). Gene Ontology annotation, molecular function: nucleoside transmembrane transporter activity. The coding region runs from base 322 to 1461 and encodes 379 amino acids. The transcript is spliced from 3 exons. Lineage: Eukaryota; Metazoa; Arthropoda; Insecta; Diptera; Drosophilidae. Gene Ontology annotation, biological process: nucleoside transmembrane transport. Gene Ontology annotation, cellular component: plasma membrane. The record is from RefSeq and is a predicted model, not a curated record.
AUAGCACAAACAUCGAGACACCACGCGCUACUCGUUUGUUUAAUCUUUAUAACCUUUGAUUCUGAUCUUCCGUAAGAAUUUUAUACGCGUUCGCGCCCACUUUUGAUUUUGAAGGCAUUUGCGAUCGUCGUUUGCUUGCCACACUACGUUGAACGGGGCGUCGGCAACGUUUGAAAAAUCAGGCUUGGCUUGGUGCAGCAAACAACUAGUGGAACUGGUGGAACCCGUUGGCGGUUAAUUGACUGUUAAUUAAAGCAGUGCCCGCAUCUUACCGUUGGAAUUUGAAAAAAAAAAGAAAAUAGAAAAAGAAUUGACUGCAAAAUGUCUCAACGCCAGGGCGAAGAGCGUCCUUUCAUUUCGGACAAGCAGCCAGUGACGCUGAAUCCACAAUAUGAAUCGCAAUUGAAAUCGGACGCAAACGGCAAAGGCAGCUCAAUGAUGUCCAAAAUUGUAGCUGCGCUACCGCCGCCACCUGACAAGUACAAGCUAGUGUUCUUAAUAUUUAUUAUACAUGGCUUGGGCACGCUCAUGCCCUGGAACAUGUUUAUCACUGCCAAGUCCUAUUUCGAAGAGUUUAAGUUGGGCGAGAAUAACACAGUGAAAACUGAGACCAAUUAUCGUGGAAACUUUAUGCAAAACAUGGGAUUUGCAUCACAAAUUCCCAAUGUGCUGUUCAACUGGAUCAAUAUAUUUAUGAAUUUCGGUGGUGAUUUAACCACACGCAUUGUUUACAGUAUAAUAUUUGAAAUUGUGAUAUUGAUUGUGACAGUGGUGCUCGCUAUGAUGGACUCCUACGAGUGGCCUGGCAUAUUCUUUUGGACCACCAUGGGCUGCAUUGUGCUUAUAAAUAUGUGCAAUGGCGUCUAUCAGAGCACCAUUUACGGCCUCGUCGCCUCUCUGCCGCCCAAAUACACGGGCGCUGUCGUCCUGGGCUCCAACAUCAGCGGUUGCUUUGCCACCUCCAUGUCCAUGCUAUGCGCUACAUUCUUCAGCUCAAUGCGCACAUCAGCUAUAUAUUAUUUUGUCACAGCUAUAUUAGUAUUACUUUUUUGCUUCGACACCUACUUUGCGUUGCCCCUAAACAAAUUCUUCAGACACUACGAGCAGCUGAGCCAGCAGAAUGAAAAGAAAUCCGAGUCUAAAACACAACUAAAUGUGCCUUAUUGGCAGAUAUUCAAGAAGGCUUCGCCACAGCUUUUUAAUAUAUUUUUAACGUUUUUCGUUACGUUGUCGGUUUUCCCAGCCAUACACUCGGAUAUCAAGCGCUCCGGAAGAUUUUUUCAUCAGCGAGAAGUACUUUACCAGCAUGACUUGCUUUAUGACCCUUUAAUUUCUUUGCUAUGCUGGGGCAGUCUGACCCACCUCCUGGAUUCAGUGGCCCAAGCCACGAUUCCUUUGGUUACCUGUAGUGCUGCGCUUGGUCUUUAUACCACUGUUUCUUUUCUGCAACUAUCUGCCUAAAGAUGUUGUUAGGACAUUGCCCGUUUAUAUAUCAAACGAAUGGGUUUAUUGGGCAAUAGCUAUUGUUAUGUCCUAUACUUCGGGCUAUCUGAGUUCCUUGGGCAUGAUGUAUGCACCACAGACUGUUAGUGCUAAAUAUCAGAUAACCGCCGGCAUGUUUGCCGCCGCUAUGCUGGUGACAGGCAUCUUUUCCGGUGUACUGUUCUCAUAUCUGGGACCACAUCUUAUACAGAUUUGAUAUAAAUAUGUUCGACCGCAGAUUUGUUAAGUAUACGCUCAGAAGUUGGUUAUUAUUGGUUGUGUGUAAUCAAAAACUAACUCAAUUUUAUACAAUUGUAACUAAACAGAUCAAUCAGAAGAUAUUUUCAAUUCAAAAUAUUGCAUGUUUAUAAUUAGAACUUGUAAUGCUGUAGAAAAGUUCUAAUUUGGGAGCGUCUAUGGUUUGCUUUUACACUUGCGUAAUUAACACAAGACAUUUUGAUUUUUGUACUGAAUUUAUAUUGUAUUUUGCUUUUUAACCAAACAAUUUUUUGGCAUAUUGCCAAAACUA